Penicillium pulvis is the source of this 1353-nucleotide messenger RNA. RefSeq names its product NAD(P)/FAD-dependent oxidoreductase. The coding region runs from base 1 to 1353 and encodes 450 amino acids. The record is from RefSeq and is a predicted model, not a curated record. Lineage: Eukaryota; Fungi; Ascomycota; Eurotiomycetes; Eurotiales; Aspergillaceae. Gene Ontology annotation, cellular component: cytoplasm. The transcript is spliced from 4 exons. Gene Ontology annotation, molecular function: oxidoreductase activity.
AUGUCUUCGACAACCAAAGACAGAGGCUUCCCAGCUGAGAACCCUUUAUCAUCAUACUGGCUCCAAAAUCCCCAUCAGCUGGCAGCUUUUCGUUCAUCGGACAAAGUGCCAGAUCAAUGCGACAUAGCCAUCAUUGGCACUGGCCUAGCUGGCGUAGCCACAGCAUACCACAUUCUUUCAGACCCAGACCUCAAAACCAAGCCGAGCAUUGUCUUACUCGAGGCUCGUCAAGCUUGUACAGGAGCGACUGGGCGCAAUGGAGGUCAUCUCAAAUUGGCCCCUUGGGUCGCGCGGCGGGUUGGGGCCCAAUACGGACCUAGUGCGGCGGCAGAGGUUGUUGCCUACCAACUUGAUCAGCUUGCUGCUCUCAAAGGGGUGAUUGAGAAGGAAAUGAUCGACUGUGAAUUUAAUCUGACGCGCUCUUUCGAUGUCUUUUUUGAUGAAGAUCAUUCCCGGGAGAUGCAGGAGUUUGUGUCUACUCAGCAAGCGGAGGGGGCUCCAUGGGCUCAGCAUAUGACAUGGAUUGACGCUUCCGAGUCGGAAAAGGUCACUGGUAUCAAAAACAGUAAAGGCGCGAUAAGCGUGCCUGCUGUCUCUCUUUGGCCAUACAAACUAGUCACGGCUUUGCUAUCAAAAGUGGUAGAACUUGGCAGCACACUCUUCACCGAAACUUGUGUUACAGAAGUAGAAGAACUGCCCGGCCAAACAAGGUUGACCACCUCAAGGGGAGUACUAAACGCCAAAAAGACCAUAUUCGCGACCAAUGCCUACACUACAGCUAUAUUACCGCAGUACAAGGGCGUCAUUACCCCCUUCAAAGGCCAGAACUCGCAUCUGUCUCCUUCGCCAUCUUUCAAAGUGCCCAAGUUCCUUGACCAUACCUAUAACCUACACUUUGACAAUAAGUAUGCGGAUUAUCUCAAUCCAAGGCCGGAUCAUACGAUUAUCCUUGGGGGUGCGAAGUGGACUUACGAAGAUAAACUUGAUCGGGCGAAAUGGUGGAACUGCACUGAUGAUACAACAUUAAUCAACGAUGCUGCCACAGAGCACUUUGACUCUGUCAUGGCGGAUCAUUUCCUUGGAUGGGAGAAUGCUGAGGCACACCAUGACUUCGUCUGGACUGGAAUCAUGGGCGAGACCCCAGAUGCUAUGCCUCAUGUGGGAAUGGUCCCAGGCUCGAGAAACCAGUGGAUCUUGGCUGGUUUCAAUGGCGCUGGGAUGACCAUGAUAUUCACUACUGCAAAAGCCGUUUCUAAGAUGAUUUUGCAUGAGGUUGUAUAUGAAGACACGGAUCUACCACGCUUAUUCAAGACGACGGCUGAACGGUUGACGGUCAAGAACCCUGGCUUCUAG